Molecule: messenger RNA, 1461 nt
Organism: Laccaria bicolor S238N-H82
Lineage: Eukaryota; Fungi; Basidiomycota; Agaricomycetes; Agaricales; Hydnangiaceae
Exons: 11
Coding region: 1-1461 (486 amino acids)
Biological process (GO): mRNA splicing, via spliceosome; spliceosomal tri-snRNP complex assembly
Cellular component (GO): U4 snRNP; precatalytic spliceosome; U4/U6 x U5 tri-snRNP complex
Source: RefSeq, a predicted model, not a curated record
AUGAGCGGCCUUGCAGACGAGCUCCUCGCAGACCUCGAUGGACAAGAAUCUCAAAGAGACGUGGGCUCCCUCGUUCUUGAGGGAGGCAUUAAACCAGCAGAUGAACUUGACGUGGAGGAUGUACAGCAGAUGGAACUAGGCAGCGUAGAAGACGUCACAAAAAUCGCAAAGCUCUACGGUAGCAAGAGGAUGAACGACAUCCUGACUGAAAUAAAUAAAUACCAAGAAAAUCCAAGCACGCCGGCAGCAAUGGCUCUUCCUGCCCAUAUGAAUCCCGAAUAUAAUGUCAUUGUGCAGGCUAACAAUCUUUCAGUCGACGUCGACAAUGAGAUUUUGGUUUUUAUUCGUGACCAUUAUGCGCCAAAGUUUCCAGAGCUGGAGCAGCUUGUGACAGACCCAGCAAUGUUCAUUCGGUCUGUGCGAGUGCUAGGAAACAACGAGGAUCUUACAAAAGUGGACCUUGCGGGAGUACUUCCACCAGCCAUCAUUAUGAGUGUUGUUGUGACGGCGACAACGACGUCUGGUAAACAACUCUCCGAUCCCGAUUGGAGGUCAGUGCAGCGUGCUUGCGACCUUGCAGAUCAUCUGGAGGAGGCUCGAAAAAAGAUAUUCAUGUACGUCAGCUCGAGAAUGAAUGUACUUGCACCCAAUUUGUCAGCUAUUGUCGGUACUACCACAGCUGCGAAACUUCUUGGUGUUGCUGGAGGCUUGAGUGGCCUUGCAAAAAUGCCUUCUUGCAACGUUCAUCUACUUGGUGCACAAAAAAAGAUCACUGCAGGGUUCUCAACGGCGACGCAGAAACGUCAUACAGGUUUCAUCUUUCAGUCCGAACUCGUCACUCAGACUCCUCCUGAGUAUCAGUUGAAGGUUCAGCGAACUGUUGGUGCUAAAUGCGUGCUAGCAGCCCGUAUGGAUCUUGAACGCCAAAGGAGAGAUGGAACAUACGGAGAACUCUUGCGAGAUAAAAUCGAGAAACAUAUUGACCGCUUGGCUGCUCCUCCGCCCUCAAAGGUUAUCAAAGCAUUGCCUUUACCAAAUGAUGGCCCCAAAAAGCGCAGAGGCGGCAAGCGUGCGCGGAAGGCUAAAGAAGCAUAUGCUCAGACGGAACUACGCAAACUUCAGAACCGCAUGGCGUUUGGUGAGGCGGAGGAGGAGGUCGGCGCAUUUGAUCAAACGAAGGGCAUGGGUAUGAUUGGGGCGGGCACAGGGAAGGUCAGAGCCGGUCUGGGCGAGGCUAAGAGCCGCGCCAAGCUAUCGAAGGCGAAUAAGCUGAGAACCGCAGCCAUUACCCGAUCAGCUCAGACGGCACAGUCGUCUGGGACAGCAACGUCAUUGAGCGUCACGCCAGCACAAGGAUUUGAGCUAACGAAUCAUGCCAUAAGUGCACAAAGGGUUAAGGAGGCUAAUGAGAGGUGGUUUGCUGCUGGAAAUUUUUCUUUUGUCGGGAAGAAGGGGGAGUGA